GCGGGCGCGUUGUUGGGCGUUGUGGGGCGCGGGCCGGCGCUGUGAGAAGGGGUCAAGAUGGUUCUGGAGAGCACCAUGGUGUGCGUGGAUAACAGCGAGUACAUGCGCAACGGGGACUUUCUGCCCACGCGGCUGCAGGCGCAGCAGGACGCCGUCAACAUCGUGUGCCACUCCAAAACCCGCAGCAACCCCGAGAACAACGUGGGGCUCAUCACCCUGGCCAAUAACUGCGAGGUGCUGACCACGCUGACGCCCGACACCGGCCGCAUCCUGUCCAAGCUGCACACCGUGCAGCCCAAGGGCAAGAUCACCUUCGGCACCGGCAUCCGCGUGGCCCACCUGGCGCUGAAGCACCGGCAGGGCAAGAACCACAAGAUGAGAAUCAUCGCCUUCGUGGGCAGCCCCGUGCACGACAGCGACAAGGACCUGGUGAAGUUGGCCAAGCGCCUGAAGAAGGAGAAGGUCAACGUGGACAUCAUCAACUUUGGGGAGGAGGAAGCCAACACGGAGAAGCUGACGGCGUUCAUCACGGCGCUCAACGGCAAGGACGGCAGCGGCUCGCACCUGGUGACCGUGCCCCCCGGGCCCAGCCUGGCCGACGCCCUCAUCAGCUCCCCCAUCCUGGCCGGGGAGGGGGGCGCCAUGCUGGGCCUGGGGGCCUCCGACUUCGAGUUCGGGGUGGAUCCCAGUGCUGACCCCGAGCUGGCGCUGGCGCUGCGCGUGUCCAUGGAGGAGCAGCGGCAGCGGCAGGAGGAGGAGGCCCGGAGGGCGGCGGCGGCCUCGGCAGCGGAGGCCGGGAUUGCCGCGGCCGGGGGGGAUGAGUCAGACGAGGCCCUGCUCAAGAUGACCAUGGGGCAGCCGGAGUUUGGCCGGGCGGGGCUGCCGGACCUGAGCUCCAUGAGCGAGGAGGAGCAGAUCGCCUACGCCAUGCAGAUGUCCCUGCAGGGCGCCGAGUUUGCCCAGGCCGAGGCAGCCGAGGUCGACAGCGGAGCAGCCAUGGACACGUCUGAGCCUGCCAAGGAGGAGGACGACUACGACGUGAUGCAGGACCCGGAAUUCCUGCAGAGCGUCCUGGAAAACCUUCCCGGGGUGGAUCCCAACAACGAGGCCAUCCGGAAUGCCAUGGGAUCCCUGGCGUCCCAGGCGGCCCGGGAGAACCGGGAAAACCGGGAAAACCGCGACAGGAAGGACGAGGAGAAGAAAUGAAACCCCCGGGAAAAACGGGUGGGAAUUGUUCGGGAAUCGCAGAAAUAAAAGGAAUCAAAGGAGUUUGUUGGGAA
Messenger RNA from Sturnus vulgaris (Common starling), 1280 nucleotides. RefSeq names its product proteasome 26S subunit ubiquitin receptor, non-ATPase 4 (gene PSMD4). Gene Ontology annotation, molecular function: polyubiquitin modification-dependent protein binding. Lineage: Eukaryota; Metazoa; Chordata; Aves; Passeriformes; Sturnidae. Gene Ontology annotation, biological process: proteasome-mediated ubiquitin-dependent protein catabolic process. Gene Ontology annotation, cellular component: cytosol; nucleus; proteasome regulatory particle, base subcomplex. The record is from RefSeq and is a predicted model, not a curated record.